Molecule: messenger RNA, 2667 nt
Organism: Argiope bruennichi
Lineage: Eukaryota; Metazoa; Arthropoda; Arachnida; Araneae; Araneidae
Product: mdm2-binding protein-like
Exons: 20
Coding region: 36-2540 (834 amino acids)
Biological process (GO): regulation of protein ubiquitination; protein localization to kinetochore; traversing start control point of mitotic cell cycle
Cellular component (GO): kinetochore
Source: RefSeq, a predicted model, not a curated record
GGAGUUGACGAUGAUAGCGGGAAUUUUCAUGUCAGAUGGAACAUUACUUUUUGUAUAUUUGUUAUGGAAUUCCCACUUCCGAAGAAAAAGCUUCUAUUAGUAAUUUCAUAUUGUCGUUGGUUCCACAGCAUAACAUUUUAAGUCAUUUACAUUCAGAAGGAUUUCCACUUGAUUUUCUGAAAUGUAGUUCCGUCUAUUUCUCUGCAUUAAAUUCUUAUUUAAAUGCAGAAGAGAAUAUAGAAUGGAAUAGAAAGGAUUCUGAGGUAAAUGUAAAUGAUUUCGUCUUAUAUGUGCUUGAGCAUAUACCAAAAGAAAAGGAAAUUGAUAAUCAGGACAAGAGCCCAAUCCUAGCUUCACACAUACAUUGGCUUGCUGAUCAACUUCCGUCUUGUGGUUCACAUAAACUGGAAGUCAUUUUACACUCUGAUAUUUUGAUAAAUUUUUCAGUAAGUGAAGAUGCUGAAUUUGCUUCAGCAUUAUAUCGUCUCUUCAGAUGGCAUGGAGCUCAUACAACUAUUUUGCAAGCUGAAGAAUCUGAUGAUACAAAUAUCAAGAAAUGGUGUGAAAUCAUGGAUAUGGAAUUUCUUGAAGACUCAACUAAUCAUACAUUGGGACCUUCUGUAUGGAGAGGGGAUUUGCGAUUUUUAAAUCCUAAUCAAACUGAAUCCUCAUUCAUCUACCCUGGAUUUCAACUUAGGCUUGACUUUAAUGAAAGUGAAAUUCAUUUAAAUAGCUCAAAUCUAACUGAUUAUGAACUUUCAGAAAAUGAUCACCUGAUUUUAUCGCCUGAAAUAUUGUUAGUUGAUGAAUGCAAUUUUGCAUCAAUACCAGUUUACCUGUUUCCACCUAUUUCUUUUAGACUAUCAGUAUCACUGCCUAAUAUGUUUAAUGAAAGAUCAAUAAAGCUUUUUCAGUCUCUGAAAAAUAGAAAAGAGGUAGCAUUUAUUGUUCAAAUGGGAUAUUCGAUUGCUACAAAUAAACCAAAACCUGAUAGAUCACUGAGCACUGUAAAAUGGCAAAAAAUGAUUUUAUCUGGUGAUAUUAAAUUUCCUGAUAUUGCUAGGCCAGUUGUAGAACGUCACAUGUGUUUUGCCAUAACCAAGUCUUCUACUUCUGAAAAUAUAAUUGCAUUUCCCUUGAGAGAUUCAACAAAUUUAAAUGCAAAAAUUAGUUUUUUAACGAUUGAUUUAUUAAAUUUCAAACAAAGCUCAAAUUUUAAUUAUGAAGCUGAUGGUCCUGCUGAUUAUACAGAAAUUAAACUUCCAUGUCUGGAUGAUAAACUAUCUUAUUCACUUAUGAACAAGAUUAAUUGUUUGAAAAGAAAAAAGAUUGACACAUGUGAUGGCAAUCAAAACAACUUGAAUGGGGAUCUGCAAUCAUAUCUUCUAAUGCUUCAAAAAACUUCUUUAAAACAAUCAGCAUAUUGUCUUUUAUUUGAAGAUGUAGAUUCAUAUUAUAUUUCCCAUGAUCGAACUGACCCUGUAGAUUGGCCAGAAAGAAUACAUCUUUUACAGAAGCAAUUACAGGUGGAAGAAAGCAAGCAAAAUAUGCUCCCACGUUUUCUCCAUAAUCUUACCCCUCAGAAAUCUGAAGGCAAUGUUUAUCUCUCCAGUGAAGAUGUCAGAAAAUAUUUUAAGUCAUCAGGGGAGUCUAAAGAUAUAACACAUCCUGUUCCAGUAUCUCAAUUAAAUUAUAAAGUAAAGCAUGUUAAUGUGGAUUUGGAGACAAUGUUGAAUUCUAGAUGGCCAGAAAUUAUCAAAUGUAUAUAUCAUGAUGUAUAUUACAAUAUUGACAAGCAAAGUGAAGAAAAGGAAUCUGUGGGAAAUAAUAUGGCACAACUUUAUGUACAACAUGAUACUGCUACAUCCUGUAACAAACAACAAUUAAACCCAAAUACAUCAAUCCUUGUUAGGACUUCAGUUCCAGCACCUAAACAAAAAUGGAGAAGUCCUUUGAAACAAAGACCAAUUCCAAAAAAAAGUCAGAAUUUGGUUUACAAAACAUACAUUGAUAGCAGUCAAACAUUAGCUUCCAAAUCAAGAAAUGAUUCUAUUGUUGCUCUACCUGCAAGUGCUUCUAAUACAAAUCAAAAACCUGGGAGAAGGCAACUAAUAAAAAAAGCUGCAUUGCCAAUGAGAUGCAGUCCUAGAAAGAAAAAGGCAGUGAUGUAUUCUGUGAAAUCAAAAAAACCUAAUCUUAACCUGCCAAAGCAAAAAAGUACAAUGACAAAAUCAAAUACUAAUCGACAGAAGCAGAGCAGUACAGCAGAAAAAUCUAAUUUAAGCCAACAAAACAUAUCAUUAACACCUGAAGAAGAAAUUGCAAAGAAGAAACUUCGAGUAGCUGUUGCUUCAGCUUUGGAAAAAAAUGCCAUAAACUUAGGAAAUGCACUUUUUCGACCUUGUUUUAAAAAACUCUUCACAAUUUGUCAAGCUUUUGUAAAAGACAUACCUCGUAAAAAAGGAAGUACUAGCCAAUAUAUGCAAAAGAUUGCUGAUGCACAUGUUAAGCAAGUUAUUGAGUUUGAGAAGCAAAAGUGAACACCACUUCAUCAAAUCCAUGUAUAAAUGUACAUACUGAGUUUUUAAUUUUUAUGACUUUAAAAUUUGGCUCUUCAAGAGUAUCUUUGACAGGUUUUAUACAAAUAAAUCUUUUUACAAAUUUGUA